Lasiosphaeria miniovina is the source of this 2314-nucleotide messenger RNA. RefSeq names its product cell division control protein. Bases 134 to 2035 code for a protein of 633 amino acids. NCBI's taxonomy places the organism in Eukaryota, Fungi, Ascomycota, Sordariomycetes, Sordariales, Lasiosphaeriaceae. Gene Ontology annotation, biological process: mitotic DNA replication checkpoint signaling; cell division; DNA replication initiation. The record is from RefSeq and is a predicted model, not a curated record. The transcript is spliced from 3 exons. Gene Ontology annotation, cellular component: nucleus. Gene Ontology annotation, molecular function: ATP hydrolysis activity; DNA replication origin binding.
CGACUCUCCCGUCGACUCUCAACUGCACCUUCUUCAAUGCUCGGCCUCUCCUCCCACCGGGACAACCAAGCUCGCUCAUCACUCCUUCUCGUAUUGUCAUUGUCAACGUCGCUGCCCUGCUUGCUUGCAUAAUAUGGCGUCUGCAACUUUGGGAAAGAGGACUAGGAGCACACGAGGCGCUGAGUCGGAAUUGCUCCAAGCUCUCCCCGCGAAGCGCCCGAGACGCUCUAUCCGAAGUUCUGCCUCCAAAUUCGACGACGAGAACACCCCUCCCGUAAUAAUCGCCGUUGAUUACGAUGUCGAGGACCAGGAAAACCAGCAGCCUUUGUGCGACUCGCCCGAGUCUGUCGAGUCGACGUCUUUCAAGCCGAUCGCUCGGGGCGUCUCGCUUUCCAGCCCGGUCAAAAGUGCGACCGUUGCUCCCGUCACGCCCUCCACUCCGCGUCACUACGAUGUCUUCGCCAAAGCUGCCACCACCCCGCGGCAUCGAGUCAUGACCGUGGGCAAGCUUUCGAGACGCAUGACACCCCAAACACCCCUCACACCUUCAUCAUGCCAGACAGUCUAUCACCAGGCGAGACAGCUCUUCUCGCGCAGCGCCGACCCGGGCCAACUCAUCGGUCGCGAUGAAGAGCGGUGUCAGCUGGGGGAGUUUGUCGGUCGCUGCGCCAACGCCCACCCCAGCGGGUGCCUCUACGUUAGCGGUCCACCCGGGACCGGGAAGAGUGCUAUGGUCAAUGAAGUCACACAGGAGGCGGUCUCGCAAUCGGCCGGCUUCGUCCGCAAAGCAUACGUCAACUGCAUGAGCAUCAAGUCAUCAAAGGAUCUAUACCUGACACUGCUCGACCAGCUCGGCGGGGAGUCCGGCCUGUCAGAGAGCGACAUGGUGGCGGCGCUGCAGAAGCUGUUCGUGCCCAAGAGGAAAACCAAGGACGUGUUUUUGGUUGUGCUGGACGAGAUCGAUCACAUCUUGACGCUGGACCCAGAGAGUCUGUACCGCGUCUUUGAGUGGUCUCUGCAAAAGACUUCGCGGCUUGCUUUGGUGGGAAUCGCCAACGCCCUGGACCUCACAGACAGGUUCCUUCCCCGUCUCAAGUCUCGGAACCUCAAGCCGGAACUGCUCCCGUUUCUGCCAUACUCGGCACUGCAGGUCAAGAGGAUCAUCACGACACGCCUCAAGAGCCUAAUGCCCAAAGACGCUGCGACGCCAGACUUCAUCCCUUUCUUCCACCCCGCGGCCGUUGAGUUGUGCUCUCGGAAGGUGUCGACCCAGACCGGAGACUUGCGCAGGGCUUUUGAGGUGUGCCGGCGAGCCCUGGAUCUGGUGGAGAACGAGACGCGGCUGAAGCACGAAAACGAAGUCAAGGAGCAGCUUUUGCAGAUGAGCCCGACGAGGAAGGUGCUGAGCGAAAACAAGAACCUGGCUUCAGGGCCCGGUUCUUCCCAAACCGUGUCAACUGCCUUGAUGAAUUCGCUGCAGAGUUUGACCGUGGAAAAUGCGCCGCGCGUUACCAUUGCCCACCUCAACAAGGUGACCGCAGCCGCAUUCAGCAACGGAACGAACCAGCGACUGAAGACGCUCAACCUCCAGCAAAAGGCAGCGUUGUGCUCGCUGAUAGCGAUCGAGCAGAGGAAUCGAGCGGCGCAAGCAGCAGCUGCUGCGGCUGCCGCAGCAACACCAUCCAAGUUGCAGAUUGCCGCCCCUACGGUCAAGGUCCUUUACGACGCCUACGGCCUUCUUUGCACGCGAGACUCGGUGUUGCACCCGCUAUCGAGCUCCGAGUUUCGGGAGGUGGUGGGGAGUCUGGAGACACUGUCACUUAUCUCUGCCGUAGACGGCAAGACGGGGUCGUUUGCGGUGCUCCAGACGCCGGGCCGGAGACGGAGAAAGGACAUUUUUGCCAAUGUGCAUGGGCUCGCGGACGAGAAGCGCGUCGCCAGCUGUGUCGGGGAAAAGGAGAUGGAGCAAGCUGUUGAGGGAUUAGGCGUGGGAAUUUUGCGGAGCAUCUUGAGCGGCGAGGCGUUGGACUAUUAAUGUGUGUUUCUUGGAAAACACGACUGUCUGGAUUUGCAUACGCAGGCUUGCGAGGCGCAUUGUUUGGGGGUAUCAUUGGGCGGAGUGUUUUGGGCCUUGAGUGCCAUGCAUGGAUAAAGGGCUGCGUAGUUUUGUGUUUUUCUGCUCAGGGAGCAUUCCGAUAUGAAGUUGCACUGGUGUAAUUAUUGCCUGGUUGUUGUCGUGAUUACAGAUUGUCUCGGUAUGUGUAUCCGUAACGCCCAAGAGUCUCUUUUUGACGUUGGUUGGGCCAAUGAAAGU